UUAACGGACACCGUUAUCGCUGUUCUCCUCUAACUCUGUCACUUCUCUCCUUCUCGGCUCCGGAGGGCUUUGGAUUGGAUUUGGGGGAGGAUGAGCGCUGUCUUUGCGGUGUGUAAAAGAGGGCUGUAAUUCUGAGAAUUUGGAUAUCCAUCUCCGAAUUUGAAUCGCUUUUGAUAUCUCUAAUUUCUCGAACUCGAUACUUAUUGUAAGUUUUUUUGUUUCGUGUUCUUGUUCUAUAUUCAUCGGAAUUAUUGAUUCUAUUUUGCCUCUGUUGUUGGGAUUCUGCUGUCUGCAAGUUUAUUGUUCAUAUCCGUCUAGGUUUUCGUUUUGUUUUCGUCUAUAUUCAUCGGAAAAUUUCAGAGGAGAAAUUUUCAAUUUCGAUUGUUGAUGUUGUGGUGUAAUUUGGUGGUGAAAAGUGUUGAUUGUAGUUGCGUUUGAUUUUGUCUGGGAAUCUGGAUUUGUAUGGAUGUGUUAUGAGGUGAGAGUUUAGAAUUUGGAGGAGGCUGGGAGAUAGUUUGUUCUUGCUGAAACUUAGGAUUCUUUGAGGGUUAAGCGCUGAGAGAACAUGGGAGAAGAUUUGCUAACAAGUUUAUCCAUGGAAAAUCACCAUCCAUCUACCUUAUUGUCGAUGGAUUCAAGUUCUAUGUCUCAUGAAGAACUCAAGCGAGAGUUUAAACGGCCAAUUGUUCUUUCCCGACCACCGGACAUUAAUCUUCCUCUUUCAGCUGAGCGCAGCCCUCCUCCACAAUCCUGGAAAUCAGAGCCUUUUGAUAUGUUGGAUGUUAGUCUAGGAACUCAGAUGAAUGAAACGGAUGCUCUUCUUAUCCUGCCCAAAACUGGACGCAAGUUUUCCAAGAGAUUAGAUAGUGUGUGGGGUGCUUGGUUUUUCUUUAGUUAUUAUUUCAAGCCCGUGUUGAACGAGAAAUCGAAGAGCAAAAUCGUGCAUGACGGUAAUGGAGUUUCUGGAUUUGACAAGUCUGAUCUAGAGCUUGAUGUGUUCAUGGUUCAACAUGAUAUGGAGAAUAUGUAUAUGUGGGUUUUUAAGGAAAGGCCAGAGAAUGCAUUGGGUAAAAUGCAGCUUAGGAGCUAUAUGAAUGGGCAUUCUCGUCAAGGCGAACGCCCUUUCCCUUACUGUGUCGAUAGGGGGUUUGUUCGGUCUCAUAGGAUGCAACGAAAGCAUUACAGGGGCCUGUCGAAUCCUCAAUGUGUGCAUGGCAUUAAGUUCGUUCCAUUGCCGAAUCUUAAAGGUCUUGACGACGAGCAGCAGAAAAGAUGGAUGGAACUUACAGGGAGGGAUCUUAACUUCUCUGUCCCGCCAGAAGCAAGCGAGUUUUGUUCAUGGAGGAACCUUCCCAGCACCGAAUUUGAGCUGGAAAGACCCCUUCCUCCAUUGAAGACCAACUCCCAUGCUCCUCCUCCGAGAAAAUUGUUAAAUGGGACUAGUUUUAACCUGUCAACUCAACCAACGAGCCAUGUAAAUGGUGGAGGAAUGGAUCUGUCGCCAAAAGGAAACAAGCGGAAGAAGGAUGCAUUUCUACAUGGUAAUGAUGAGGAUUAUUGUUUGCUCAUUAACCAGCCUAAUGAGAGAGUUCAAGAUACAGAAAUCCAUCCUGUCGAGCCUCCGUGGUUAAACGAUUUCAGUGGGGUAAUGAGGAACGUAUACGGUCCGGUUACAGCUGCGAAAACUAUCUACGAGGACGAGCAAGCGUAUUUGAUAAUCGUUAGCUUGCCUUUAGCCGAUCUAAAACGGGUUAAAGUGACUUGGUGGAACAACCUAACUCAUGGGGUUGUAAAGAUAACAUCAGUGAGCAGUGGCUGCAUGCCCUUUCUGAAAAGAAACGACAGAACAUUCAAGCUCACCGAUCCAUCGCCCGAACACUGCCCUCCCGGAGAGUUCAUAAGGGAAAUUCCAUUGCCAACCAGGAUUCCAGACGAUGCAAAGCUAGAAGCUUAUGGAGAUGAGUCGGGUACCGGUCUAGAGAUAAUGGUGCCUAAACAUCGCGUUGGUCCAGAAGAACAUGAAGUUCCUGUUUGCCUUCGCCCUCAUCUCGGAGCAAACGAGCUCGUGUUAUCUUAAAGGGUACUGUUGAUUGUCAUUUUCCAGUGGUGUAGCAAACAAAACAGAUGAUUUUUGUGAAAUUUAAAGGGAAAAUAUGUUUUAAUCCGUUUUCCUUUGAUUUAAAUACCAAA
Messenger RNA from Cucurbita moschata (crookneck pumpkin), 2190 nucleotides. RefSeq lists its product as uncharacterized. The transcript has a single exon. Lineage: Eukaryota; Viridiplantae; Streptophyta; Magnoliopsida; Cucurbitales; Cucurbitaceae. The coding region runs from base 566 to 2077 and encodes 503 amino acids. The record is from RefSeq and is a predicted model, not a curated record.